AGGAGCGGCAGAACUCUAGUCGGCGACGAGCGGCGCGCGCGCACCCACUUUAACGCGAUCCAAAAAUACACUCGCCCGGCCACCGCGUGUUAUACCAAUAUUUGUGCUGUGUUUUAACGAUAUAAAUGAAGCGAUGUCACCGACUGCCAUGGGCGAUCUGCCUCAGUGGUGCGGGAAGACAGAAGGAUGCCCCCAGGCCUUGCUUGGUUGGCUAUAUCUGACUCAUGAGCAGAACGAUCAGUGGGUCCCUGGAUCAGUAUGGGGUCCUCUCCCAACAGCAGCCACAGGGACGACCCAGCCACCCACAGACGACAGCAACUCACUAGCGGAGCAGUUAGCCGCCCUGUCACUACGCCGCCCGCCCAGGCCGCCGCCCCCGGCCUACAUGUGCCAUUUGUGCUUCAAGAAAGGACACUACAUUGGAGACUGUCCACAGGCCCGACCCAAAGGCGAAGGACUAACACCAUACCAGGGCAAGAAACGGUGCUUUGGCGAAUACAAGUGCCCGAAAUGCAAGCGGAAGUGGAUGAGCGGAAACUCGUGGGCCAAUAAUGGCCAAGAGUGCAUCAAGUGUCGUAUCAAUGUGUUUCCUCAUAAGCAGAUAUUUCAGAGGCCACUCGAAAAGCCAGACGGUCUAGAUGUCAGCGACCAGUCGAAGAUCCACCCCCAGCAUCUCUGCCAGAAGUGUCGUUCGCUCGGAUACUAUUGUCGACGGGAAUAUUAGAGAUUCACAAAUGGAUACUAUUGUCGACGGGAAUAUUAGAGAUUCACAAAUGGAUACUAUUGUCGACGGGAAUAUUAGAGAUUCACAAAUGGAUAGUAUUGUCGACGGGAAUAUUAGAGAUUCACAAAUGGAUAGUAUUGUCGACGGGAAUAUUAGAGAUUCACAAAUGGAUAGUAUUGUCGACGGGAAUAUUAGAGAUUCACAAAUGGAUAGUAUUGUCGAUGGGGAUAUUAGAGAUUCACAAAUGGAUAGUAUUGUCGAUGGGAAUUAAUAUUUCCAUCGAUAAAACACAAACACACAACUCACACACGAUUCACAAACGGAUACUGUUAGAGACAGAAAGAUUAAAGAUUCACAGCGAGUGGUUUAUAUAAAUUUGUUAACAUUUAUUAAGUGCCUUACGAUAAUUUAAUUUUGGUCGUUUGCUAGGCUUCGGGUUACUUCAUGUGUAACCCUAGGUUCUUAAGACUUAGGGGAAUAUGUGUUUUUAAAAUAACACCUUUUUCUUACAAAAAUAUCAUUGAAACAUGUAGAAAUAUAAUUUACACAUACCAAAGACAAUAAACACAGAUUUUUUAUCUACUUACAAUGAUAGCACAGAUUAUGUAAAUCAACUUUUUGUCAAUCCAAAGAUAUCCUUUAUUUACCAAAAUGUGGAGCCAAAGUUUUUAAACAGUCUUUUUAAGAAAAACGUAAUUAAAGUAUAAGAAUUUUUCAAAUCAUAAAAUGCUAAAAAUAAUUAAUUUUAGUUUUUAUAUUAAGUUUUUAAGUGGGUUUUGUAAUGAGAACGCUAACAUAUAACAACAACGCUAAUUAUAAACAACAUUUAUAUGUUGUUAAUAAUUUAAUUUUGAUUUCGUGUCUCAUAGGGUUUUUAAUUAAAAUAUGUUUAAAUAAAAUGAUAUUACCUAUUUUGUAAAACACAUGAUUAGCGUUCUCAUAUCAUGGCCCAAGUGGGUUACAUUAAAAUAUUUUUAUGACAAUUUCCAUAAUUUACUAUUGAAACUCCGAAUACAGUAGGGAGAUUUUGUAAUUACAUUUGAAGAAAUUUCGGCUCAAACUUAUUUCACCCACACCAAAAGCAGACCCGGGUGAAAUUGCAGAGAUGGGUGAAAUGAGUUUGCAAUUGAUAAUCGAAAUCUCGCACGAUGUCUGUAUAGGAAUUAAUCCAAGCCUAUGAAUAUAUAACUAAUGGAAGAUUAUUAAGUUCUGCGUGAUUAAACAAUCACAUUAAGGUAAUAAUUUCAUAAAAAGAGAAUUUAGACUCGUCAAACAUUUGCGUCUUAGCGCAUGCUUAUGAAUGUUAAAAACGUUUACAAAAUACGCGAAAGAGCAAGACGGUUCUGAGAAGAAGAGGCGAGAAACUCUGCAAGUUUUACCAUUUAAUGAUAUCUCACUAUUUCAUAUGGUUGACGUCACUAACUCUUUUUUCUAUUCGGACCACGACUUCUUUCAAAUAUUGUUGUAUAUGGCCUUCUGUAUAAUACACACAUAAAGAAACACGACACAUAGAUGACAUGACAUUUCAAACAAUGCCGCAAUGUAACCCACGCUCUUAAGUACAUGAGAUUUCAUAGAUGAUAAGUAAAUAUGUUAUAUUUUAAAAUGUAUAUUUCGAAAGAUAACUCCAAGGCAGAUACUUACUAAUUUGUUGUAUGUAUAUAUCGACAAUUUAUUCCAUUUAUAUCCUUCCAACAAUUUAAUCAUUUAGUUAAGUGAAGUGAUUUUUUGUAUAUUGGAUUUAAAUUAACAAAUUAUAACCAGAUUUAU
Molecule: messenger RNA, 2494 nt
Organism: Pieris rapae (cabbage white)
Lineage: Eukaryota; Metazoa; Arthropoda; Insecta; Lepidoptera; Pieridae
Product: zinc finger CCHC domain-containing protein 24
Exons: 4
Coding region: 134-724 (196 amino acids)
Molecular function (GO): nucleic acid binding; zinc ion binding
Source: RefSeq, a predicted model, not a curated record